This is a messenger RNA of Rhododendron vialii, 2522 nucleotides long. RefSeq names its product probable E3 ubiquitin-protein ligase ARI8. The coding region runs from base 192 to 1949 and encodes 585 amino acids. Gene Ontology annotation, biological process: positive regulation of proteasomal ubiquitin-dependent protein catabolic process; protein polyubiquitination; ubiquitin-dependent protein catabolic process. Gene Ontology annotation, molecular function: ubiquitin conjugating enzyme binding; zinc ion binding; ubiquitin protein ligase activity. The transcript has 15 exons. Gene Ontology annotation, cellular component: cytoplasm; ubiquitin ligase complex. NCBI's taxonomy places the organism in Eukaryota, Viridiplantae, Streptophyta, Magnoliopsida, Ericales, Ericaceae. The record is from RefSeq and is a predicted model, not a curated record.
CAACCCAAUUUCCAAUCUAACGGUUUGAAGUUUGAACGUCCCAUUCCAAUCUAACGAGUGCUGCACUAACACCCGUUCCUCCCUCCUCGAUCAACGGAAACUCCGCUCCUAAUUACCGUUGCAGGUCGAUCAAUAUUCGCUCCAGUUUCGUACUCAGAUUCAAGUCCGGCCGGUGGUUCCGUUGAGUGCCGAUGACGGACACAGAUGACAAACUGCACGACGCCGGCGACGACUCCGACUACGAGCUCAUCCACGGCGACGACUCCGACGACGCCAAUGACGCGGAUUACGAGUUCGUCCACGACGACUGCGAAGACUCCGACCACAUCUUAUCUCAUCGCCACAAGCAAAACUAUACCAUAUUGGGUGAAGCUGAUAUUUGCCAACGCCAAGAGGAAAGUAUUGUUAAGAUAUCAACAGUGCUUUCCAUUUCAUGGGUUGCUGCUAGCAUCUUGCUCCGCCACUAUAAUUGGAGUGUCAGUAAAGUGCUUGAUGGAUGGUUUGCAGACGAAGAGAAGGUUCGCAAGGAUGCUGGCUUGUUGCAGAAACCUGUUGCACUCCCACAUGGCCGAGAUCUGACCUGUGGGAUCUGCUUUGAAACGUAUCCCAGUGAUAGGAUGAGUGCCGCUGCUUGUGGUCAUGGUUUCUGUGGUUCAUGCUGGCAAGGUUAUAUUAGCUCUGCCAUAAAUGACGGUCCAGGAUGUUUGAUGCUACGUUGUCCAGAUCCAUCUUGUGCUGCUGCUGUUGGUCAAGACAUCAUUAACCUAUUAGCUUCUAAAGACGAUAAAGAGAAGUAUAACCGUUACUUCCUGAGAUCAUUUAUUGAAGACAAUUGGAAGACCAAAUGGUGUCCUGCUCCAGGCUGUGAUUAUGCUGUGGAUUUUGUUGUUGGUAGUGGAAGCUAUGACAUUACUUGCCCCUGCUCAUACAGCUUUUGCUGGAAUUGUACCGAGGAAGCUCAUCGGCCUGUUGAUUGUUCCACUGUGGCUACUUGGAUUUUGAAGAAUAGUGCCGAGUCCGAAAAUAUGAAUUGGAUACUGGCUAAUUCCAAGCCUUGCCCUAAGUGCAAGCGGCCGAUUGAGAAGAACCAAGGUUGUAUGCACAUCACGUGCACACCGCCUUGCAAAUUUGAGUUUUGCUGGCUUUGUCUCGGCCCAUGGUCAGACCAUGGUGAGAAAACAGGUGGCUUCUACGCGUGCAACCGUUAUGAGACAGCAAAGCAAGUGGGAGUGCUUGAUGAAGCUGAGAAACGAAGAGAGAUGGCUAAAAACUCUUUAGAAAAAUACACUCAUUAUUACGAAAGAUGGGCUACUAACCAAUCUUCUAGGCAAAAAGCACUUGCAGACCUGCAGCAGAUGCAAACUAUGCAUCUUGCAAAGCUAAGUGAGAAACAGCGCCAGCCUGAAUCACAGCUUAAGUUCAUAUUAGAGGCGUGGCUACAGAUUGUUGAAUGUAGACGGGUGCUAAAAUGGACAUAUGCUUAUGGUUAUUAUUUGCCUGAGUACGAACAUGCCAAGAGGCAGUUCUUUGAGUACUUGCAGGGCGAGGCUGAGUCAGGGUUGGAGCGUCUUCAUCAAUGUGUAGAGAAGGAGCUAGAUGUGUAUCUCAAUGUUGAUGGGCAGUUGAAAGAUUUCAAUGUGUUCCGCACAAAGUUAGCAGGACUAACAAGUGUGACUAGAAAUUACUUUGAGAACCUGGUUAGCGCUUUAGAGAAUGGUCUGUCAGAUGUGGACACUCGUGGUGCAUGCAGCAGAACUGCAAGCUCAAAGAGCUUGGGAGGUGGUGCGAAUAGUAGUAAGGGCAAAGGUGAUAGGGGGAAGGGAACUACAUCCAGAUGGAGCACUUCGACCAGAAACCUUGGUGAUUCAGGGCAUUGGUCUUGUGAAUACUGCACCUUUGCCAAUCCAAAGUUAGCUACCCUUUGCCAGAUGUGCCAGCAACGCCGAUGAGCCCUGUUUCUACUUGAAUGGAGGGAGCUGGGUUUUGCCGGUUCUCCAAUGAGAGCCAUUAGUAGUCGGAAGGAGAAAAUUGUGACUGAAUGAGGUCACAGAAAUAUGAACUAAUCAGGAAGCAUGCAAAAAGAAAGGGAGAAAAUGAAGGGAAUUGUCGCCUGUAAAUUUUGUUCAUUAGAGAAGUAAACACGGUUAUUGUUGUCUAUGCUUCAACCUCAAGACUCAUAUCAAGAAUUCUGCCAAACAUUACUUCUUUUUUUCUAGUGUACUAUUGCUAAUGGAUUUGUAACAAGCAUAGUUAUUGAGAGCAAUGUUCUAAAAGUCGCUAGGUGUUAGUUGGGCGGUCAGCCACCUUCGAGCGAUUAAUCGGAUUAAUCGGUGCAUAUUUAUUAGUAAUCGGCAAUUAAUCGUUAGUCGGACCUAAUCGGAUAGGCCCUGCCAGCGAUUAAUAGGCUAUUAAUCGCCGAUUAAUUCCUUGUUUUAGAACACUGAUUGAGAGUAAUGUAAGUAGCGUUGUCGUGGGGACAAUUGCUCUAUUAGCCGCUGCCCGGAAUAAAUGCUCUUCUCUUA